AAGGCUCCAAGGACCCUCGCACGCUGCUCGAGAAGAGAUCCCAAAAGGGCUCGCGCUGGGCGGUCUUGCGGCGCAUCGUACUGCUCGCGGGGACCUUCGCGCUGGCGAAAGUGUUCGUGAGCCCGCUGGUGGCAAAGCACGUGUUCUCUUCGACGCAGAAUGUGCACACUGCACCGGAAGACCCAGAGCUCGUUUGGAACAGUGUGCCGCCCAGCAGCGUGGAUUCGUUGGUGUGGAUGCCAUGCUACAAUCAGUCGCAAUGUGCACGAAUGAUGGUGCCGUUGGACUACGCUGUACCAAAUGGCCUACAGGCCGUGAUCUCACUCGUCAAGGUCCCGUCCAAGUUCUCCCCGGGCGACAAGAACUACAGAGGCCCGAUCCUCUUCAAACCUGGCGGGCCCGGCGGCUCGGGCGUCGGCUUCGUUGCAGGGUCGGGUGCCACCUUCCAGAAGCUCAUCGGCGACGAGUUCGACAUCGUCGGCUUCGACCCGCGUGGCGUCUCGCGCACGACGCCCCCAGUCGUCGUCUUCAAGGAUCAGGCCGAGGAUGCGACGUGGCGCCUACGCGAGCUGGAGGACCCCGUGCCGAACACGACGGCCGACGCCGUGCCACGUUUGUGGGCCAAGGCCCAGGUGUUCGGGAUGCUGGUGAACCAGACGGCCCAAGGGUCUGCGCCGUACGUUGGCACGGCGCUGGUCGCGAGGGACAUGCUGAAUAUCAUGCGGGCGCAUGGGUUUGACAAGAUUCAGUACUGGGGUUUUUCGUAUGGAACUGUGCUUGGAGCAACAUUUGCUGCCAUGUUCCCAGAUCACGUAGGACGACUGAUCAUUGACGGUGUUGUCGACUCCGAGAAUUACUACUCUGGACUGUGGUCCAAUAACUUGCUCGACACGGACCUGGCCUUACACACAGUCCUCGAUGCCUGCGUCGCCGCCGGCCCCCUCAGCUGCGCACUCUACGAAUCCACCACAGAAAAGGUGCACGACCGCCUCACAGCCAUCUUCGACAACCUCAAGAAACAACCUCUGCCGGUGUACAGCAACGAGACGCGCAUAGAGUACGGCCUUGUCGACUACAAGUUUGCGCGGCUCGCGCUCUUCGGCCAGCUCUACUCGCCGUACGGCCGCGCGACCUUGUACCCGAGCAUGCUCGUCCUGAACGCGCUCGCGCAGCUCGAGAAGGGCGACGGACUGCCGCUCGGGCGCCUGCUUGGGAUUGUGCCCGUGCGCGCGCCGUUCACAUGCGAGUGUCCCGGCGACCCGCGUCCGCCGGUCGUCGCCACGCCCGGCGCACUCGCCGCAAUCGUGUGCGCGGACGCCGAUCCCGCACGCGCUGUCGACACGGUCGAGGACCUUGAGGAGCACUUCGUGCGGAUGCGCGAGCACUCGGAGUUCGCGGACCAGUGGCCGCUGCGGGUGCUCUGCACCGGGUGGAAGGUGAAGCCUGUAGAGCGAUUUGCGGGACCAUUCAUCGGGAACACGUCCUUCCCGAUGCUCCUCAUCGGUAACACUGCCGAUCCCGUGACACCCCUGGCACAUGCGCAGAAGAUGUCCCGAGGGUUUAACAACUCUGUUGUUCUGCAUCAAGACUCUGCGGGACAUUGCACGUUUGCAGCGACGUCGAUCUGCACUGCUAAGGUCAUCCGUGAGUACUUCAGAGAGGGCAAGCUUCCAAAGAACGGUACUGUCUGUCCCGUCGAGAGCAGCAUCUUCCCCAGCGACAAUGAAAUCAGGAGCGUACAGGCUCUUGAGGGCGAGGACCGGGAGGUGAUGGAGGCAUGGAGGAAGAUUAGAGAGUCGUUUGACGUCCCGAAGCUCGGUCUAGCUUUCUGAACCCUAUCAUGGUCAUUGAACCCGGGAUCAUCAUGGGAAGAAUGAAAAGAGGAAAAUCGCUCGUUUGCCCGCGAUGUCGGUCGGGAGGCGCUCACUGUAAUCAAUGCAAGCGAGUCAAGAAAAGUGGAUUACUACUAUCCGCUUAUCUUAAUUACUGGACUGGCUUACCC
This is a messenger RNA of Phanerochaete carnosa HHB-10118-sp, 2002 nucleotides long. RefSeq lists its product as uncharacterized. Lineage: Eukaryota; Fungi; Basidiomycota; Agaricomycetes; Polyporales; Phanerochaetaceae. The coding region runs from base 273 to 1832 and encodes 519 amino acids. The transcript is spliced from 12 exons. The record is from RefSeq and is a predicted model, not a curated record.